UGGAUAGCAAUACGCAGCAACUGCGAUUCAUUACUUCAAACACAAAACCCAGAAAAUUUCGCGCAAUUCUUAUAGCGCGUUCCUUCAAACCUCGCAAUCAUGGCACCUAAGAAAUCACAGCAGCAGAAGUUGUCGCUCGGCGACUUCUUGAACGACCAGUCGCUCGGAUCAUGGGCCGACGAGAUGGAGACUGCCCCUCUUCCUGGCACCACUCCCUACCAAUCUUCCCGCACCAACACUUCUUCCGGUGGUGGCUGGGGUGCUUCUUCCCGCUCCGCUGCUCCCGCUGGCGAUGAUGCCGCUGCUGGUGGUUUCCGCGACCGCACCGCUGGUUACGCUGUCCGUGAGCAGCUUCCCAUGCCCGACAAGCCCCCAUACACCGCUCACCUUGGUAACCUUUCUUUCGAGGUCACCGAGGCUGAUGUCCGCGACUUCCUCGACGGAUGUGAGGUCACCAGCGUCCGCAUUGUUGAGGACAAGAUGGACCGCAGACCCAAGGGUUUCGGUUACGUCGAGUUCGGCACUGUUGACGGCUUGAAGAAGGCUCUCACCCUUAGCGAGACUCAGUUCCAGGGCAGAAACAUCCGCAUCAGCGUUGCUGACCCUCCCAAGGACCGUGAACCCCAGCGCGAACUCAACGACUGGACCCGCAAGGGCCCUCUUCCCGACCUCCCUGGACAGCGUGACGGUGGUAUGCGCCGCGGAAUGGGUGACAGAGCUGGUAGUUUCAGACAAGGUCCCCCCGAGGGCGUCGAUGCCAGGCCCCGCGACUUUGGCAACUGGGAGAGAAAGGGUCCUCUUGCCUCCGAGCCCAGACCCCAGCAGGGCGAGCGCAGAGAAUCAAACUUCAACAGAGAGCCCAGAGAGCCCAGAGCCGCUCCCCAAUGGGGUGAGGGCGCUGCCGACCGUGCUUCCGGCUCGGGCGAGAGACCCCCUAGACCUGAGAGACCCGAGAGACAGCCCACCGCCGCAGACAUGGAUGACAAGUGGAGAUCAAAGAUGAAGCCUGACUCGCCCGCCGAGACCCCCGAUGCCAGCACUCCCACCUCGCCCAUUGCACCUGCACAGAGACCCAGACUCAACCUUGCAAAGCGUACCGUUUCAGAGAAGCCUUCCGAGGACAGCGCCGCCGCAUCAUCCAAGGCUUCGCCAUUCGGUGCUGCCCGUCCCAUCGACACUUCCGCAAGAGAGCAGGAGAUUGAGGAGAAGCGCAAGCUCGCGAUUCGUGAGAAGAAGGAGGCAGACGACAAGGCUCGCGAUGAGAAGCGCGCCAAGGAGGCCGCUACCAAGGCUGAGCAGGCUGAGAAGAAGGAGGGCGAGGAUAAGCAGUACGAGAUCCUGCGCCGCGAAGAGGGUGAGGAGAACGACAAGGAGGCUGUUGAUGCCGAUGCCGAGGGCACCAUCGUUGACGACAAGGAAGUCAAGCCUCAACAAAUCACACGCGAGGUGCCGGCCAAGGGCGGCGACUCUUGGAGAAAGACCGAGGAGCCCCAGACAACAGCCGAAACCAUGGAGGACGACGGCUGGUCCACCGUCUCGGCCAAGACUAAGAACUUCAACCGUAGAGGAGGCAACCGCGCCAUGGCCUCGUAAGAAGCCUGACAAACGAAAGUAACGAAGACCUGUCCAACACAUCCCCAAAAAGAUCGAUCCUGGCACUAUCCACCAACAAUCACCAACAAUCGCACUCGGAGUUUUGAGAAGGGAAGGGAAAAAAAUGCUUGUUUUGUAAUGUCUCUGCCGGGGUCUUCUUUCUCGUUCUUUCUUUUUUGACAUACACACCUUUACCACGCAAGAUGGCACGAAAUCUUUCAACCAACGCUCUUCUCAAAGUACCCCAACUCUCACCACCCUCUCCUGCAGUCUUCCUUCUAGUCGUUAAAAUCGCAAAAGUCAUUUGGUUCAUCA
Messenger RNA from Aureobasidium subglaciale EXF-2481, 1908 nucleotides. RefSeq lists its product as uncharacterized. NCBI's taxonomy places the organism in Eukaryota, Fungi, Ascomycota, Dothideomycetes, Dothideales, Saccotheciaceae. The transcript is spliced from 7 exons. Gene Ontology annotation, molecular function: RNA binding. The record is from RefSeq and is a predicted model, not a curated record. Bases 100 to 1593 code for a protein of 497 amino acids.